AUGUCUCUACGCGUUUUGCAACUCUCACGGAUCAUCACACCUCAUACACGUGGCUCCAAACGUCUAUUGAUCCGUACAAUGGCUUCUCAAACCCCUGCAAAACUUGCUAUACUCGAUGAUUACCAUAAUAUCGCAGCACAGCAUUUCUCCACUAUUGACUCUUCCAAGCUUGAGAUCACCACUUUCAAUGACACGCUACCCUCAUAUACGCAUCCUAAAACCAACGAUGCCGACCGCAAGCAACUCGAGAACCGUCUACGGCCCUUCUCGAUUCUCUCGACCAUGCGCGAACGAACCCCGCUCCCUGGCGACCUCCUUCGCAAGCUACCAAAUUUGAAAGUCAUAUUUGCUACAGGAACACAGUUUGAAACAUUCGACAAAGAAGCUAUGAAGGAGCUAGGCAUUCAAUUGGUUGCUGCGCCAGGGAAGGGGAGAACCGACGGGAAAGGCAGUGGGCCAUCGGCUCGAGCGAAGAUGAAUAUCAAAAAGGGUGGAGGGCAUCCUACCACACAGCAUGCGUGGGCGAUGAUAUUGGCUCUGGCACGCAAUAUUGCAGCGGAUGAUGCCGUAAUCAAAGGUAAAGGAGUAGCUGCAGGGUGGCAAACCGAUCUGGCUAUCGGGCUACAGGGCAAAACUCUCGGUAUGGUUGGAUUUGGGAGGAUAGGUGCGCUUGUGGCGAGAGUAGGGCUGCUAGCUUGGGGUAUGAAGAUUGUAUGUUGGAGCGCCAAUUUGACGCAAGAGAAGGCGGAUCAAUUGGCGGAAGACGUAGGACUACCGGCCGUGGGAGGAGGUAUUGCCGCAGAAGACGAGCCUACAUUCAAUGUCGUCGGAAAAGAAGAGCUUUUUAAGAAAUCUGAUUGCAUCAGCUUGCAUUACGUUCUGAGCGCCCGAUCGCGAGGUAUUGUUGGUGCACAAGAGCUAGGGUGGAUGAAACCGUCCGGGCUUUUGAUCAACACAUCGAGGGGGCCGCUCAUUGACGAAACUGCUUUGCUGGACGUUCUUCGUAAUGGUCGCAUACGGGGCGUUGCUCUUGACGUAUUCGAUAUCGAACCUCUUCCCUCAGAUAGCCCGUGGAGGACUGAGAACUGGGAUGAAGAGGGCAAGAGCAGGGUCCUUCUGACCCCGCAUAUGGGCUACGUCGAAGAAAGUACAAUGCGAACAUGGUACGAAGAGACAGCGGAGAAUGUAGAGCGGUAUGUCGACGGCAAGGAUUUGCUACACCGCCUUAUAUAA
This is a messenger RNA of Didymosphaeria variabile, 1233 nucleotides long. RefSeq lists its product as uncharacterized. Gene Ontology annotation, molecular function: oxidoreductase activity, acting on the CH-OH group of donors, NAD or NADP as acceptor; NAD binding. The transcript has a single exon. NCBI's taxonomy places the organism in Eukaryota, Fungi, Ascomycota, Dothideomycetes, Pleosporales, Didymosphaeriaceae. The record is from RefSeq and is a predicted model, not a curated record. Bases 1 to 1233 code for a protein of 410 amino acids.